This is a messenger RNA of Wasmannia auropunctata (little fire ant), 3789 nucleotides long. RefSeq lists its product as uncharacterized. The record is from RefSeq and is a predicted model, not a curated record. Lineage: Eukaryota; Metazoa; Arthropoda; Insecta; Hymenoptera; Formicidae. Gene Ontology annotation, molecular function: nucleic acid binding; zinc ion binding. The coding region runs from base 1 to 3789 and encodes 1262 amino acids. Gene Ontology annotation, biological process: DNA integration. The transcript has 4 exons.
AUGACCCGAGAUAUCCUGAACAUCGGUGAUGAACCGAUCUUCGACGAUCGUAUUGUCAAGAUCGAAACUCAUACUUACAAUCCAUACGCUAACACUACAUUUGAAUACAACGACGAAAUUCGAAUACCUAUACAACAGCAAGAUCUUGCGCUUGGUCAAAAUGAUGAUGACGCUGACAGCGAUGACGACAGUUCCGACGAGGAAGUGAAUGUGACAAUAAGGGGCGGCGAUGCAGCCGAGGCCAGUACGAGCAAUGCCGGUAAUGUAGAUACGCCGCAUGUAAGGAACGCCGCACCGCAAGCAGGACGCAACGAGUUACCUGUGAGACGACAAGAGGGUACAACAAUGAGACGCCACGAUUUUUCACUAAUAUUUCGAGACGUUGAGGGUUCCAUUAGAAACUUCGAUGGCAGCGAUGUUUACCCUGUCGAGCGAUGGAUAACAGACUUCGAAGACACGGCAGCACUUUUCGGGUGGAACGAAAUACAGCAGCUGAUAUUCGCCAAACGAUCUCUGACGGGACUUGCGAAACUUUAUGUUCAAAGCGAAGGUGUAGUGAAAAAUUGGAAAACUCUGAAGGCCAUGCUAAAAGACGAAUUUUUCACUAAAAUCGAUAGUGCUCUGUUGCAUCAAAUGUUGGCUGAGAGAAAAAUGAAGAAGGACGAAAAAUUGCAAGAAUACUACUUGGUAAUGAAGGAGCUGGCAGCGAGAGGAACGAUCGAGGACGAGGCAUUAAUACGUCACAUCAUCCAUGGCAUUCAAGAUGACGAGCGAAAUAAAGCAAUUCUCUAUGGGACCAAAAAGCUGCGUGAUUUCAAGGAACGCUUACAGGCUUACGAGGAAAUAUGGGAGGCGAGUCAGGGGCAGACUUUUAAGAACAUCCGAGGGAAAGCGAUGGCCACAAGAAAACCUUUCCAGGCGCAGGAGUCGUCGAAGAAGUCAGAGGUUCAGAUCAAGACUGCACGAUGUUAUAAUUGUGGUGACGCCGGACACGCGUCUAAAGACUGUAAGUCAAAAGCGUUAGGGCCAAAAUGUUUUAAAUGUAACCAGUUUGGACAUCGGUCUUUUGAAUGCAAUACGAAUACGAGAGGUAAGCAAACGAACAAUGGUAAGAACAAUGAUAAAAGUGCCGCGGUAAAUAGUAUUUCUAUUUCAUCGAAUGACGAUAUGUGUAAGAAAAUAUUAAUUGGUGAUUUAGAGAUUCGAGCUUGCUUGGACACUGGUAGUCGUGUAACGUUCAUUUGCGAAAGAAUUUAUCGCGAGUUAAAAGCACCUACUUUAAACAGUGCUCAGCUGUCAUUAGUUGGGUUUGGACAAGCCGAAGUUAAUCCAUUGGGUUAUUUUCAGACUACGAUUAAUAUAGAUAACGAGGAAUUUCUGGUGCAGGUAUAUGUAGUUCCAAAUUCCGCUAUGACGCUGGAUAUGAUUAUCGGACGCGACGUAUUGUCACAAGCUAACGUCACUAUCGCUCAGGGCGAGGUGACAGUGACAAAAGAAAAGCAAUCUGUCUUUCUAACCGACAUAAAUGUAUUCGAUGAACCUUCUUUGGAUAUAGGCGAGCAAGUAAGUGAAGAGGCAAAAAAUGAAAUCAAGCGUUUAAUGAUGAGUUAUACUCCUAGUAGAAGUAAGACGACGAGUGUUGAGAUGAAUAUUGUUGUAAAGUCGGAGAAGCCGAUCUAUCAGCGACCGCGGAGAUUACCUACAGUAGAACGCGAUAUCGUUGAAAAACAAGUACAUGAUUGGUUGAAAGACGGUAUAGUAAAGCCUUGUUCCUCCGAAUACGCUAGCCCAGUAGUAGUCGUAAAGAAAAAAGAUGGCUCGUCACGUGUUUGCAUUGAUUAUCGUAAAUUGAAUCGAGUAAUGGUAAAGGACAGAUAUCCUCUACCUUUAAUAGAAGAUCAAUUAGAUAAAUUACAAGAGGCAAAAGUAUUCACUACUCUGGAUUUACGAAACGGUUUUUUUCACGUAAAUGUAGCAGAAGAUUCUCGCAAGUACACUGCGUUUGUAACUCACUGCGGGCAAUAUCAAUUUUCAAAAGUUCCUUUCGGGUUAUGCAACUCACCAUCUGUUUUUCAAAGAUUCAUAAAUUGUGUAUUCUCAGAGGAAAUAAAAAAAGGAGUUGUUAUUCCGUAUUUAGAUGAUUUAAUUAUUGCUUCGUCAGAUGUUGAGGAAAAUAUUAAACGAUUGAAGAGAGUUUUACAAACGGCAAGCGAAUAUGGGCUUGAGAUUAACGUAAAGAAAUGCCAAUUUUUGGUAAAGCGAGUUACCUUCUUAGGAUACGUUAUUGAAGACGGUGCAUUGCACCCAUCCCCCGAUAAGACGCAAGCAGUCGCUUCAUUUCCGGAACCAAGGUCGCUGAAAGAUAUUCAGAGCUUCUUAGGACUUACUGGCUACUUUCGUAAGUUUAUUGCCAAUUAUGCUAACAUUGCAAAGCCGUUAAGUGAUCUAUUGCGUAAGAACGAAAAGUUUAGAUUUACCGAGAAAGAGCGAAAUGCAUUUUGUUUAUUAAAAGACGCUCUUGCGAAGAAACCUGUUCUAAGAAUUUAUCAUCCGACCUUUGCAACCGAAUUGCAUACGGAUGCGAGUCAACAUGGCUACGGAGCCGUUUUGUUGCAACGAUCACCUGAGGAUCAAAAACUCCAUCCGAUUCACUAUUUCAGCCGUAAAACGAGUAAUGCAGAACGUAACUAUCCGAGCUAUGAGUUAGAAGCACUUGCGAUCGUUACUGCAUUAAAAAAAUUCAGAGUCUAUUUAUUAGGUAUCGAUUUUAAGAUAGUAACUGAUUGCGCCGCGUUUCAGAGAACAAUGGAUAAAAAAGAAUUGUCACUAAGAAUAGCAAGAUGGGCAUUAAUGCUCGAAGAUUUUAAAUAUACGAUCGAGCACCGAGCGGGCACUAGGAUGAGACACGUUGACGCCCUCAGCCGAUAUCCGGUUAUGAUGGUAACAACCGACGAAAUUACGUUAAAAAUUAAAAAAGCACAACACCAGGAUAGGGGCAUCACACCUAUAUUCAAAAUACUAGAAAGUCAGUCAUAUGAAGAUUACUUUUUAAAGUCAGGCUUGUUGUAUAAAUCUCAAAACGGAUUGGAUCUUAUAAUAGUGCCCGAAUCGAUGCAAGAUGAAAUUAUAAAGACGGUUCAUCAGAAGGGUCAUUAUGCGAUUAAGAUUAUAAGCGACAAAGGAUCUGCAUUCACUUCUAACGAAUUUAGAGAGUAUUGCGAGGCCGAAGGGAUAAGACACUCGACUGUGACCGCUGGGCUACCCAGAGCCAACGGUCAAGUUGAAAGGUUAAAUCGUACCAUUGUAUCGGUUUUGAGUAAAUUAUCAGUAGACGAACCAGACAAGUGGUAUAAACACAUCGGUAGAUUACAGCAGAUAAUUAACUCAUCUUCUCACCGCAGUAUUGGGACAACGCCUUUCGAACUACUCUUCGGUACUAAGCUACGAAGUAAAGCUGAUUUUCGUCUUAAAGAGUUGUUGGAAGAAGAGUUACGCGAUCAAUUUCAGAAUGAGCGAAAACGAAUUGCGUCAUAUCGCGAAAAAUCAGAUUUUAGAAGUGAUUUGGUGGCAAUCAAGCGUACCCAGCAGAGUCCAGGGUUAAAGUUACGGCCUAAAUUCCUCGGUCCUUAUAAAAUAACUAAUGUUAAGCCAAAUGAUACGUAUGAUGUGGAACGCGUCGGGACCCACGAGGGACCUUUGACUACUUCAACGUGCGCCGAGUAUCUUAAACCAUGGGCAAUACACAAAUUACUGCCCGAGCCGUGCAGCGGUCAGAAUGGCCGAAUGUAG